Molecule: messenger RNA, 1155 nt
Organism: Camelina sativa (false flax)
Lineage: Eukaryota; Viridiplantae; Streptophyta; Magnoliopsida; Brassicales; Brassicaceae
Source: RefSeq, a predicted model, not a curated record
AUGGAGAAGAACCGUAACCCUAAUUCCUGGUCAGAGCUUCCUCUAGAUCUCUUGAACCUAGCUUUCCAACGCCUCAGCUUUGCUAAUUUCCAACGAGCUAAAUCCGCGUGUUCGUCGUGGUACUCUGCUUCGAGACAAACCGUGCCCAAAAAUCAGAUCCCUUGGCUGAUGCUCUUCCCUAAAGACAAAAACAAAGACAGUUCUUCAUGCAAGCUUUUCAAUCCCGAGGAAAAAGACAAACUUUACAAAACGCAAGAUCUUGGUGUUGAAUUCGCAAAGAGUGUUUGUAAGGCAACUUAUGGAAGUUGGCUUCUUAUGCAAGAUACAAAGUGUAAUCUAUACAUGUUGAAUCCAUUCACCCGCGAGACGAUCAAUCUUCCUCCUGUGGAAUCACAACUUGGCAUAGAAAUUGAACGAACCACAGUUAAUUGGUUUCGCUUUUAUCACAGUACCGUGUCCGUAGAUUUGAGUGUAAGUUCCCCUGUGUUUUGGAUUGACGAGGAUUCAAAAGAUUAUAUAGUUCUGUGGAAACUUCAAGACUGGUGUGUGGUUUUUGCCAAGAAAGGAGAUAACUCGUGGAAUCCGAUUCCCGAAACUUCAAAUCUUUGUGACAUUGUUUACAAGGAUCACAAGCUUUACUUCCUAAGCAACAAUGGUACUUUCAAAAUCUUAGAUUUUUCUGGAGUGAUGGAGAAUAAAACUUUCAAGAUAGUAGUAGUAUGCUCCUGUACAGGUGGAUCUUAUUCAAGUUCUGGUCCUCCUCGACUAAGUAAUUCAUGGUGGUGCCUUACUGAGUCAAAACUUGUAGUCACAAUAACAGGAAAAGUCCUCAAGGUUGAAAAACUGUGGAGUCCUAGCUCUGGAACCUGGUCCUUCCGGGUUAUCAAGAUUUCUCCAUCAGGAUAUGAAAUUGUUGAUUCUUUGGGUGACGAGGCAAUGCUUUUGGAUCUAGGCAUCACUGUACCGGCCAAUGACAUUGAAGGAAUCAAUAAAAAUUCAAUCUAUUUCAGUGGUGGUGGUCAUAUUGAAAAGAACACAAUAUUUCUCUUCAAUCUCGAGACACAGAAGAUGGAGCGGUUGCACAAAUUUGCUUGUUCGUCGUCCCUUCAACUCUCUAGAGCUCGAUGGUUCUUACCUAGUUUCACUCACAAGUGA